Molecule: messenger RNA, 4774 nt
Organism: Magallana angulata
Lineage: Eukaryota; Metazoa; Mollusca; Bivalvia; Ostreida; Ostreidae
Product: protein unc-13 homolog D-like
Exons: 26
Coding region: 979-4563 (1194 amino acids)
Source: RefSeq, a predicted model, not a curated record
CAUACAUAAAAAUGGUAGGGAAUACGCUGAGCUUUAAUGUGAUGAAUACUUCAAAUUCAAAAUAUGAUCGAUUUUUUAAAUGUUGAUAUGAGUUAACUUGAUAUUUAUAUUCUAAUUUAAUGAACUUUUUACGUCAGCUCUCUGUAACCCAUGAACACACCCAUACACACCCAUACACACACACACACUCUGCUGGACCUUUCUCUUACAGGUGUUGUGUUAUAUAUUAAAACUUAAAAUUUCUUCAUACAAGAAAUAAUUUCUACAAUAUUAGAAGAUUGUUUUCUAUAUGUUCAAUGAAGUAUUAACCCUCUCUGGUCCCUCUCUGAACACAAGGGGGUUAUAUGGCAGAGACAAACUUGAAAUUUCUUCAAACUAGCUAUCUUACUUCAAUAUAAAAUCAAAAAGGUCUUAAUUAUUAGCAGAAUUUGCUCCUCCAUAACUCUAACUGCAUUUUAAUUUUAAGUAAAUUGAAGUGAUAAAGAAAAUCACUUUGAAAAGAUAAGUGGAAAUAAUUAAUAUGGCAUUAAAUAACAUGGGCUUCAAUAAAUCGGUUAUCAAACACAGCAAUAUUUAGUUCCAUUAUGUAUUUGUUUUGAUGUAAUGUAUGUUUUAUUUCCGUAACUGUUAAAAGGCACUUCUGAGAGGAUAUCCUCCUCACAUACCUAAAUACCCCAUAUUUUUGAAUUAAUGUGUAAUUCAUGAGGAACACCUUGGAUUUUACUGGCAGACAGGUGAAACCCCUCUAAAGGUAUAGAUACUAAGGUAUGAUCGGAAAUCUUGCAGAUCCUUAAACAAACACUUCUUAAUCAGAGAGGAAUGCUGGGUAGAUUUAUUGCAAUGAUUUAGUGUUCCACGUACCAGCACCUGUAUACCCAUUUGACAGAGAUAUAUGCAUACGCCCUGAGUACUUAAAAAGGAAUGUGUUGAGGGGAAAACACUAAACAUUGUACUAUGAGUAUUAAAGAGUAGGACAGAAUGAAGAAAUCCAACAGCUUGCCCACGGACUCCCUGGAGUAUUUGAGGACAGACUCCCUGACCCUCCCCCAAUGUUACAGUCUGCCCCCCUCCCCGGGGAAUUCUCUGACCACUGCCUCACAAACAGGACUCUUAUCUAGACUAAAGAGAAGGUUCUCGAAGAAACGUUGGAAAAAGCACCACAGCCGGCGAGCUUCAGACGAGUCGAGUGUGGAUUUUGACUUUGAGAGGGACAGAAGCUCCUCAGCAGGGAGUUUAUCCGCUGCUGACAUAGAGAAUGAAAAUGUGUACUGUGGAAUACUCCGCUGCCUGCUUCAUCCACUGGGAAAUCCAGAUGUUACUACUGGACUCCGCCCUGGCGACCUGAUUGAUAGACUCAAAACAGUAUUUGAAGUGAACCAAGAGGAGCAAGAGUUUUACAUAAGGCAAGAAAUGUUUCACAGACCUCUGGCUUUACAAGCAAACAUUACCGUCCUAGAGGCCAAAGGGCUCAAGACCGACUCAGAAGAAAACUGUAAUCCAUAUUGUCUCUUGGACAUCUACCAUCCAUUGAAAAGACACUCCUCAUAUUCACCAAAGUCAUCACCCAAAACAUCACCGAGAUCAUCGCCUAAACUGAAGAAGAACUCUUCCUCCACCCUCCCUGUGAUACACACGACUGAUACGGAGGAGGUACUGAGGACAAACACAGCCAAGCACACCUCAGAACCUCAGUGGAACGAGGAGUUUGAGCUGCCAGUAGAAGACUUUCUGACAGAUGAAAUCCAAUUGUACAUUUUUAACCAAGAGCAAGAAAAUGGAGCCGAGAAACCCCAGCCAGACAAACAUCAUCUCCUGCCCAGCUUGUUGAGAAAUGUUCUUCAUGUGCAUGACCAUGAGAAAUGGGACCAUCACUUAUUUGGCAAGGUUGUCAUUCCAGUCAGAGAAAUUCCUGCCCAGGGCUGUGAUUGGUGGUGGGAUAUUUCUAGCCCCUCCUCAAAGGGAAGCAAACUUCCAUGUGGAAAAUGUCGCAUCAAACUUCACUUGUCUCAUCAACAGAGUUCAGUGACCGGGGGUCAGCUCUUCUCUGUGGAGGAUUAUUAUCAGGCAGCCGAACAGUUUUACAAACAAGCGGUGAAGGUUCGAGAGCCCAACAGUUCACUAGACCCACAUCUCAGCGUACAGGACAUCAGGAUUCUGGAUUUGUUCGCCCAGUCCUUUGGAAUCUCAAAGUUAUCCCAAAUUUUGAUACAUAUUGUGGUGCUACUUGAAUGGUGCAACAGCCAUGAUGACAUCACGACAGUGGACCAGGCCCUGCAGGCUGCGAUACAGGAACUCCAGAUGAUCUGGGCCUCCAAACAGUUUGACCUGUCCCAUUGCUCCCAGAAGAUGCCUCUCACAGACGCCGAGAUAAUGAUGUACAGACGAGCUGCGAGUGGUUACAUACGCACAUUGUCUAAGCACCUGGACAGCAACCUGGAGCUAUUUCCUCCAUACCUGGACAAUAUAAAUGCCUUAAAACAAAAGUUUAGUGUCAGUAUUCUGUUACUGGAUCUGGAUCUCUGGGACCCCAAGUCCUCUCCCCACAGUCCUCUCAGCCAGAAAAUCCUCUUGAAGCUACAGGAAGACACGGAUCGUUGGAUCAGUGAGAAGGUAUCGCUGAUUUUUAACCACGACGCGGUCCAGGACCCAGUCAUUCCGCGGAUGACCUCCCUGGUGGAGCUGACUAACCUGGCCUCCUCCCACUGCCUUCCUAUGGGCGUGGUCAGUAACCUGUACAACACGUUGGGCAUAGGAUACUUCCGCAUCGUCUCCUUCUGUGUGGAGAAAAAGAUUAGUUCAGUGAUGAGGGGACUUUGUCAGGAACUGGAUGCGUACCAGCGUAAAUAUCACCAGUACAAUGUCAACAUCACGUACAGCAGUCGACUUGCUCUCAGGAUGUACUUCGCCGCCAAGAAGUUUUACAGCAUAGUGAGGGAUAACGUCAGUAGGAGAGAUGUGUUUCGACUGACCAUUCAGCAGUACCAGGACUGGUUUCUGGAUGCGCUGGCUUUCUGGUUACAGACGUUUAGAUCCGAGUGCUUGAAUCGCAUAGAAAGGGCCCUGGAAAUUGACAAAGAUGUUGUUGUGACUCACAGUCUGGUCAAAUUCUCCAACUCCUCUGUGGAUGUCAAAGCUUGUUUUGCACAGAUAACAGAAGAAUGGAGACAGAUAGACUACCAUGAUCCUGAUGCAGCGGUGAUGGGGAUCAUUAAAAUUACUGAUCUCAUAUGUGAUGGAACCAGAAUAUACACAGAGAAAAUUCAUGCUAUGAUGGAAAAGAGUAACUUUUAUGAUAAUGGAGAGAAACAGUUUGAUAUAACGGAAAGGCUCUGCAUAACUCUAAACAACAUUGAGCAUGUGAGACAGUAUUUGAAGGAACUUCCCGUUCUGCUUGACUGGGAAUCCGUUUGUAUGCUUCUGUCCACAAAACACGAGAACGACGACAUUGGAAACAAGGCCAUCUCCACCCUCUCCCGCCUCAUCCAGUCCUCGCAGCAAGAAAUAUUGAUGAAGUGUGCCCAACUUAUCACUCAAAUAGGGGAAAAGAUGAAAAUAGACAUGGCUCGAUUCAUGGAGUUGUUUACCCAGAAAACCCCAGAGAAAGCCUCUUCCAUUGACCAGUUGUUCCAGUACCUGUCCACCAACCUGCGGACCCUGAGGGAGAGGCUGUUUGACAGCAUGUAUCCCCACAUCACAGCCCAGCUGUGGAAGACCAUCAGUAAUCUGAUGGAGGAACAAGUCUUCGUAGGGGAAAGACCAGAAUAUUAUUGUCAAAUGAAACAGUUUUUAAGAGCCCUGACUUCCUUCUUUGCCAAAGAUGGCUUGGAGGAAGAUAAAAUACAAAUAGAAGAGUACAAGAAAUUAAAAGACAGACUAGAGCUGAACUCCCUAAGUACUGAGGAACUGAUGCUAGAGUACUUCCACAGCCUGGCUGACGAAAUAGUCAAUGAGACUCCCUCAGAGUUUUUAGGGAACCUUGCCGUUAAGCUGUCAUAUAUUGAGGAAACCAGAGGAAAUGUUACAAUAUUUGUCAAAGUGAUUCGUGGCACCGACUUGCCUGGGUUAGACCACUCCGGACUGAGCGAUCCUUAUGUGGUCGUCUCCCUUUAUCCCAAGACAAUGUUUGGCCACAACAAGCCACAGAAGACUAAGAUUAUAGAACAGACCCUCAACCCUGUGUUCAAUACCACCUUCCAGUUCCCAAAUGUCCCCCGUGAGUAUUUGUCUGUGAGAGGAGCGGUUUUGUUGCUGAGUGUUUUGGACCAUGACAAGAUCGGCUCGGACGACUUUGCUGGAGAAGUUUCCAUACACCUGUCAUCUAUUACUCCAAUGGAAAUGUCAGCCACUGUGGACUCCAAGCCUGCUGUCAUGCUACCGGUUAAACGCCCCACCUCUCAAACUGAGGGGCCUUACAAAGUAUUGGUGGAGAGAAGUAGCUGGGAUAAAAUGGCCAAGUUAUUCAUCACAGAUCGAAGGCGUUUCAUUGAAAAACAGCGAAAACGAACAGAUCUCAACUCAAGAAUGGCUGGGUUCUUGUCAUUUUUCAGAGGAAGAAAAUCUUAAUUAAUGGACUAUAUAUAUAGACACUGAGUGUGUGUUUAUCUCAUACUGACUUUUACAAAAGGACUGAACUCAAGUUCAUUCUAAUAAUGUGCCAAUUGAUUUGUUUUUAAUGUUAAUACAUGUACAUGUUUAUGUUUUUACAACUGAAUAUCUUUUUAUCAUCAUGUUUAUAUUGUUAAGUUUGAAGUUAAUAAAAUGUGAGGCAAAGUUC